AUGGAGAUUUCUAGCUUCAACUGCUUAGCUGAUUUGGGAAUGGGAGAUCCUUUUCUCAUGCAGCAGCAGCAAUGGCCUCAUAAUGUGGACUCGAUCGAUGGCCUCAGCUCCAUCACCACCACCACCACAGCUUCGACAUUCUCCGACGAUUACAAUUUCGGUAACUAUCAAUCUUACAAUGAUUAUCAUAUCGACGAUAAUUAUCAACCCGUGCUCGACUUCAAAAGGCCAUCGCCCGAGCCAUCGUCUCUAGUAGUGGACGAGUGCGGUAAUACUAGGCCGUCAAAACAGCUAAAAAACGUGAGAAAACACGAUUCAAUUAAUUUGGUCAACUACUCAGGGCUCGUGAAGCCGAAAGAGGAAAUGUGGUAUGGUUGGUCGGGUAUGGCCCUGAACUUCUCGUCUCCGGAGUCGGUUAUCUCGACCGGGAACCGGAAUUGCGUGCUGAAAUCGUGCCAAGGGGCGAAGAGGGUAAUUAGCACGGGAAAUAACGCGCAAGAUCAUAUUAUGGCUGAGAGGAGAAGAAGGGAGAAACUUAGCCAGAGGUUUAUUACACUCUCAACUCUUGUUCCUGGAUUGAAAAAGAUGGACAAGGCCACUGUUCUUGGUGAUGCAAUAAACCACAUAAAAGAGCUCCAAGAAAAAGUGAAGGCCCUUGAGGAGAAAACCCGAAAGAAGAGAGUGGAGUACUCGAUGGUUUUCGUGAGUAAUAAUCCGUCCUCGGACGAGCAGAGCAUCUCGAGCAGGAUGCCCGAGUCGUCGUCUCUCCCGGAGAUCGAGGCCCGGUUUUGCGACCGGGAAAUCCUCGUGAGCAUCCACUGCCAGAAGAGGAAAAGGGUUGUUGAGAAAACAGUGGCUGAGAUUGAGAAGCUCCAUUUGACAGUUGUCAAUAGCAGCAUCAUCAGCUUUGGAGAUUCAGCUCUCAAUAUUACAGUUGUUGCACAGAAGGAUGAAGAGUUUGGUAUGAGCACGAAGGAGUUCGUGAAGAAUUUACGGGCCGCGCUCACGAUGUUCAUGUGA
Striga hermonthica is the source of this 1020-nucleotide messenger RNA. The record is from the annotation of a GenBank genome assembly. Lineage: Eukaryota; Viridiplantae; Streptophyta; Magnoliopsida; Lamiales; Orobanchaceae.